This is a messenger RNA of Zeugodacus cucurbitae (melon fly), 2316 nucleotides long. RefSeq lists its product as uncharacterized. Lineage: Eukaryota; Metazoa; Arthropoda; Insecta; Diptera; Tephritidae. Gene Ontology annotation, molecular function: zinc ion binding; nucleic acid binding. The coding region runs from base 1 to 2316 and encodes 771 amino acids. The transcript has a single exon. The record is from RefSeq and is a predicted model, not a curated record.
AUGUCGUUUUUAAAAAGAAAAAGUGAAUCUUUAUUGCGCAAAUUAAAUUUAACACCACUCAGUGUGGAGAAAAUCCAUUCCAUGGAUCAUGCCGAGUUGUCAAUCAGAUUGGAACAACUUGAUCGCAUGCAACAUCAAUUUGAUUUAACGCAAUCUCAAUUGGAGGAAGAGGAUGAAUUUACACCCGCUUUCAUACGAAUUAAGGCAGCAUUUACAAGGGAGUUGAACAAGCUGGACCCAUUAAUGUCAUCCACGAGAAAUCCAACACUACAUGAGCAGCCAUCUGUCAUCGUUAUGAAACAACCAAAGUCUCGUCUACCGCAGUUGCAGUUACCAUCUUUUGGAGGUGCAUACAUUGAGUGGCCGAACUUUUUUGGCAUGUUUCAGACAGUUGUUCAUAAUGACACGGAUUUAUCAAAUUUGGAGAAGCUCCAGCAUCUUCGAUCAUGCCUAAAGGAUGCUGCGAUUGCCACCAUUCAAUCACUUGAGAUGCGUGAUGAAAAUUAUACAAUCGCAAUAAAUUUACUUUGUCAAAGAUUCGAUAAUCGACGUUUAAUAUUUCAGGCACAUAUUCAAGAGCUUUUCGGAUUACAGAGAGUGAGCGUUGACAAGAAAUCAGGUGAGCUACGAGCGCUAGUAUCACAUGUUCGAGCCUUGCAUUCGUUGGGUACCUUCGAGCAAAUAGCAGAUUGCUUGCUACAAUACAUCGCUGCACAGAAAUUGGAUGCCGAAACUCAUGCAUUGUGGGAAGAGAAGGUUCCGACUGGCGAGUUGCCCUCGUGGACGGAUAUGGUCAGUUUCUUACAAAGGAGAUGUCAAACAAUUGAGAACAUGACUCAUGCUAUGGUAACGAAAACACCUAGCACACAGGUGAGCAAUACUAAGUAUCGUAAAAAUGCAUUUGUCAUUUCAAAGAGUACUCCAAAAGGUUGUGCAAUUUGUCACAAACACGACCACUUAGUCUACUCGUGUCCUUUGUUUGCAAACCUAAGUCCUAACGAUAGGUGGAAAGAAGCCAAAAAGGCGCAGAUAUGUAUUAAUUGUCUCAAAUUAGGACAUCAGGCGCAUCAAUGCAAAUCGUCGACAUGUCGUCGUUGCUCAUUGAAACAUCAUACUAUGCUGCAUUUCAAUCACAUUCACCACUCAACACCUGGUCCAUCAGUAACCUCACCUAGUCCACCACAGCCAGCCGCUCUCGUCACUAGGACAUCGAAUUUUCGCUUACCCUCAACUCAGUCACGCUCUUGUACAACUGAAUGUGUGCUACUGGCAACCGCCAUUGUCUUCGUUCGCAACAGUGUUGGAUCGCUUGUACCAUGUCGUGCGAUCCUCGAUUCUGCUUCACAAGUUAACUUUAUAACAACGAGACUUGCAAAUCAAUUACAACUCAAGAGAUCCAAAUCAUCUUUAUCAGUUUCGGGUAUUGGAGAUUCAGGAUUCAUCGUCAAUUCCAUCGUCAACGUUACGGUUCAGUCCGCACAAAACAGCUUCACUGCAAAUUUGGAAUCUGCUAUAACUCCAACAAUCACCGAUUAUCAACCAAAUCAUCCACUUGAAGUUAGUGAUUGGGAUGUUCCAGCAAACAUCAACCUAGCCGAUCCUGAGUUUUAUAAGCCUCAACGUGUGGACCUCCUCAUCGGUGCAAGUAUAUUUUUCGAUUUAUUGUGCAUUGGCCAAAUUCGUUUAAAAAAUAAUUAUAUUCUCCAAAAAACUUGUUUUGGAUGGAUCGUAUCUGGUGGUCAAAACGUAUCAUCAAAGCUAUCAUCAUACACAGCUUCAACAACUCUCGCUGAGUAUGACACAGCUCAACCGUCUACCAACGAGAUACUUCGACCGUUUUGGGAAAUAGAUAAUAGCUUUGAGCCCAUCAGAAUGACAACAAGAGAGGAAAUCGAUUGUGAAGCGCAUUUCAAGGCAAACUACAGCCGCUUACCGACAGGUGAAUAUUCAGUUCGCCUGCCUGUAAAGGCCAGCAUAAGUCUUCUUGGUGAUUCGUACCAGCAAGCCUUAAGACGGUUUCUUACACUUGAAAGGCGUCUAGAUCGUAAUAAGGAAGUUAAAUCGCAAUACGUAUCGUUUAUGAAAGAAUAUCUCGAACUUAAACACAUGUCGCUUGUAUCAACGCCGACGCCAUCUGUACCUACACAUUUUAUUCCGCAUCAUUGCGUGUUUAAGAACGAGAGUACAACAACAAAACUUAGAGUCGCAUUCGACGGCUCAGCAUCGACCACAACUGGUUAUUCAUUAAACGAUGCAUUAAUGGCAGGUCCUACCAUACAAGCAAAAUUAGCUGAUACACUUAUUCGUUUUCGUUAA